Penicillium alfredii is the source of this 789-nucleotide messenger RNA. RefSeq names its product GNAT family N-acetyltransferase. The transcript has a single exon. Gene Ontology annotation, molecular function: acyltransferase activity, transferring groups other than amino-acyl groups. Bases 1 to 789 code for a protein of 262 amino acids. The record is from RefSeq and is a predicted model, not a curated record. NCBI's taxonomy places the organism in Eukaryota, Fungi, Ascomycota, Eurotiomycetes, Eurotiales, Aspergillaceae.
AUGGCUGCCCCGACCCCUCCAGCAGAAGAGGUCAUCCUCAUCCCCCAGUCCUUUUCGUCGCCAACACAUUUUCAUGAAAUCGUUGAUCGUUACAAAAAGCUUCGGCUCCAAGGGCUCCAGGUGGACCCGAAUUCAUUUUCAUCGACCUACGCCGAGGAAUCGCAAUUCCCCGCCGAGACAUGGCAGUCCCGGAUCGCGAAUCCCUCAGGCAAGACAUUCAUCUCGGUGAUGGAUGGCAACAAAUCACCAGAAAACACCGAAGAGAAUAUACUGGAACCUUCAAACUUGAAAGAAAACCAAGAAUCACCCAGUCUCGCGCUCCAGAAAUUAUUGCAAAAGGAGUGGAUGGGCCAGAUUACAAUUCUGGGACCAGAGAUAUUCCUCAACCCAGAGGAAUCCCUGGAGGAAACACCAAACAGGCGACCAUGGGAUAUAUUUAUUAAAGAUGGGGGUUACAGCAUCCCUUGCACUCCCCCGCACACCCUUAAUCUCGAUGGUGCCCAUAUCGUGUACCUAGUCGUGGGCAUGUUCGUUUUGCCGCAGGCUCGAAGGAGAGGAAAUGCCCGCCGCUUGCUUGAGGCUGCGGUGCAGGCUGUGCGAGAGGAAGGCCGAGCUCGGGGUGCAAGAGCUGCGAGUAUUGUACUCCAGGUUGAGUCGGGGAUUGACAAUGCGCAGCGGUUGUAUGGUCGGGUCGGAUUUCAGGCGUGGGGGACUGUGGUUCUGCAAAAUAGACACGGGAAGCCCUCGCCUAUGGUAGCCAUGGUGAAUGAGGUUGGUUUGGCUGAUUAG